GUAACAUUUUCAAAAAGCGUGCUUUUCUAUUUGGGUUUUCUUUUAGGAAAAGCAGAUUCUGAAAUCCCGUUUAUUUUGGUUAAACCCCUCUUAUUAAGCAAGAUGAAUAUGGGGUUGCAGCACAGUAUUCAGAAAUAUUCUGUAAAUAAAACUUCCGCCUUACUGUGUACUGGCACACGUUGGCUGCUGGCACAUCAUCCAGGUGGGCUACACAUUGGUGGUGGAGGGUCACCAUUACCCGUACAGAGCUUUGAGAGGAGGGUCCAGAAAAGUGUAGCGUUAUUAUUAUAUAAUGUUUUUCUCCAUUAAAAAAAAAUAAUACAAAUGUAGAUAUAUCUACAUGCCCACAUAGGUAAUUGCCAAUAGGAGGAGACGAUGUAUUUUUCACUGGAGGUUUAGGAAGCCACUGCAGUUUGUUCUUCAUAUACAGUACGGUGGCUGAACUUAUUUAAUUGGAUAUAUGUAAUGCUUUUACUUGCUCUCAAGCAGCUGGACAUUAAAAGACCUAUAAAACCUGUAGCCUUCAAUGAUUGCAGUGGUUCUUUUGGUUUAGCGGCUCUUUCUUCUUUGCCGGUCAUUGGGAACACAACAGAGCUCUUCAUUCUCAGCCAGCAAAUCCCAAAAGGGAUUUGAACCGGUGUCUGCUUGCUCAAGCACACCACUGUUUAUUUCAGCGAGGUGAGUACCAUUGCUUCUUUGAAUGUGCAGUAUCUUGGACAGGAGUAGUCAAACCUCCAUUCAUUGUUAUUAUCUGGCAUUGAAUGUUUCAAUAAGGUAAUAACUGAAUUGAGCCUUAAUUGCUUAAUUAACUAAAGAGCAGAACAUUAUAUUGAAUGAUUGACUGGAGCAAAGACUUACAAUGGAAUCAAAUUGAAGUAUCAAUUGAUGUAAGGUUGAUUUACCCCUUACCUAAGCUGUGAGGUUAGUGAUCAUAAGUACAAAGAAGUUUUAGCCUGAAUGGCUAAGUAACUCUAGGCUUGAUGGAACUAUUCUUAGCUUAUUUCUAUUUUUUCAUUCGUGCAAAAAAUCCCUCGUCUUUGCACGCUACAAAAAUACUAGGAGGUGUCCCCAGUGAAACUAUUCCACAGAACAUUGUCUUCUUGCAUGCUCUGUUGUAUUCCGGUGCUACUUCAUUCACAUUCCUUCCAUAGAAACUCCAUAGAAGAGCCUCUCGCUGGCAGGAUUUGUUUAGGAAUGAAUUGAAUUUUAGACUUCCCUGAACAUUUUUGCCAUUUUGCAUUGUGUUCAACAUUUAACCUUUGUCCUCAGAACUUUAUAUAAUAUUAAACUGUGAAGGUGAUAAAUUGUAUUUCGCAGAAUCCUCCUUGUAAUGUUCUACUACAUAUUUAAAAAAAACGUUAUUUCAGUUAGAAAGGAAAGCUAAUGGAAUAUAGGCUAUCCGUAUUCCUCAGUACCGUGCUUUCUCUGAACUUCAUACACACAAGAGAUAAGAAAAUGAAGUUCCAUAGAAAUUAAGCUCUAAUAGGAAGUGUGCUUGAUUUAGAUAGUUGAUUUCUGCCAAUGCAUUUUUGGCUCCUGUGGGAUUGUCUCUUGGUGUAUGAUGUGUGAAGUGAAGCUAUUUUAGUUUUACUUUUACUGAAAUCCUUGGGCCAUGCCAUAGUGCCUUUGUAUGGUCCUUUCUUCUCAAAGGUCUGUGGUGCCAAAUAGAAACAGGAAUUAAUUUGAAGGUCUGUUCAGACAGCUGCAAUAUGUGCUUAUUAUUUGCAUAAAAUAACUAUUUCUGUAUAAAACAGAUUACAGCUAGUAGUAGAAACAGCUAGUAUCGUUAAAAAUCAUCGUAUUGUUACUUGUUUAAAUGCUUUGAAUGAAAGUCAUUUCUUCCUUCAGGGUCAAUGAUGGCUGUCAGUGACAAUGUUCUCCAGAACUUUUUCACCAACUUGGAGAUAGUUGAAGGACGACUUCUGAAUGCAUAUUUUGCUUUCUGCCUGAUGUUGACAGUAGCCACUGCUGCACCAGCAAAGACCUACAAAAUUACAGAAUACAGCAAGGCUAAAAACUUAACAAACCUCCUGAGAAAAAACAUGAACCACCUCCUAAUUCAAUAUGUUAACUUGACACACUUUCAGCAAGAGCUGUGCACGGGCAUGGAGUCUAAGUCUGACCUCCAGAUUUUAAACAAGUCGAAGAGUGAUAAAGAGAAACUUGCCCAUGUGAAAAAUGGGCUUGCCUUCAUCAAUGUCACACUGCAGAAGAUUUAUCUCAUGGAGCAACAGGAUCAAAAUCCCUUAGAAAAAGAUUUUCACAGUAAUCUGGCCGUGGCUGCUUCAAGGACUGAAGACCUGAUUUCUCACGUGGACAGCAUUUGGCACAACUUGUAUAAUACUCCUGGUCCCAAGAAAGAAAUACAUUUUAACUACCCCGCAGAUGGCUUUAAAAAGAAGAAAUGGACCUGUUCAGUGCUCAAACAGUCCUCAUCAUUUCUUGUUUGGGUAUCGUCUGUGAUUUCCCACCUCGAAGCCUCAUGUUAUUAAAGCUCGGAUGCUGUAGGAGGCCUGUGUUGAGUCUGCCCCCUACAACACUCAGUAAACUGUGUUGUAAGUAAUGCUGGCAGUCCAGUAGGUGGCAGCUCUCUGCGUGCAACAGAAUGUAAAUCUGGAAAAUUGUAUUCAAACCUGGAAUGAGAAUGAGUUUUCAAAAGUUUUGUAUUUUACUUAUUCCUAGAUUCCUUGAACAUUUGGAAGUACAAUGGACGUGUGGAUGACAACGGAACUUUCUUUGCACACUAUGUUUCUUUGCACACUUCAGGCAAUUGAAUGUAUUUUUAGCAUUUUUAAGGAAAGAUAUAUUUUUCUAAAAAGAGCCUCCUAAGAAGUUUUAGUUUAUAAGAAUCAGUUGUCAAUAUCAGGGAUGUGUCUUAUAUGAGCACCAUAUGUAAAUUGUAGAUAAAGGUUGUGCAUUUUGCAUUACUUUUUUCAACCUGCCCACAUCCCAUUGGUGAAGUAAGUCAGUCCCUGUAUAGGAAGAAAGUAGCUGUGACAUGCAAGGGGAUUUUCUGUGUGUUUCUGUGUAAAGUAAAAACCACUUAACAGUUCAGACAAUUCACAACUGAGAUACUUUUUUAAAUACUGCUAUUUAUUUAUUUGUUGUAUUUAUGUUUAUUAUAACU
This is a messenger RNA of Lepisosteus oculatus (spotted gar), 3127 nucleotides long. Lineage: Eukaryota; Metazoa; Chordata; Actinopteri; Semionotiformes; Lepisosteidae. The record is from RefSeq and is a predicted model, not a curated record.